Messenger RNA from Liolophura sinensis, 3224 nucleotides. RefSeq names its product C-Maf-inducing protein-like. Lineage: Eukaryota; Metazoa; Mollusca; Polyplacophora; Chitonida; Chitonidae. The record is from RefSeq and is a predicted model, not a curated record.
GAUGGAUAGAGCCGUGUGCGGAAAUAUAGAACACAAGAUGGAUUCAAACCAGUGCCACUCCUCGAUUUGGAAAAACCCGAUUUAUGGCAACAGACUAGAGUAAUUCCACUGGUUAGUAUCGGUGGCGAUUGUACAAGCGACAAUGUCGAAAUCAACAGGGUACAAUAGUACGUUAUAAAGCGAAUGGUGUGUGUGUUACAGUACAGUUUGUAGAUAGCUAGGCUGUAAGGCUGUCAGAUUUUCCCCAGUCGGUGGCGAGCUGUACUCCCAUCGGUCUGGUAAGCUUUGGCGAUCAUUGGCACUGGAGGAGGCUUUAAGCAACGGUCCAUUCCCCCGGUGAUAAAACAUGGCGACUCUAGCAGACGUGAGUCCAUCAAGCAGCAGUGGAGGUACAGACGGGGGAAGCGAGUCGGAAUGCUCGAGUCGACCGAGUACCCCUCAAACCCCGACGACUGUCUCCCCCAAGCCGAAUGUGACAGGCCCUCGUUAUAAACUCAUCCAUGAGGGCGACAUCCAAGUCUGCAGGCUAAAUCACACCAGAACUAUUGUCAGUAAAAUCAUGAACUCUAAAUAUCUACGGAGAUGGGAAUGUCAUCAUUUGAUCCUGGCUCAGAGUGAAAUAUGCUCGGAAACGCCUGCGGGUUUCAUGGAAGCUGCUAUUCCGUACUCUAACAUAGAGGAUGUCCACAUGAUCUCCCGCUGGGAUGCAGGGCAUAAAUUUUGUAUUCGAAUCACAAUUCCAGACGGUUCCCUAUUAAUACAGGCCAACAAUGCCUACUUGCGAGAUCAGUGGUUACACUCAAUACAGUGGAAGAAACACAUGUUCAAAUAUGACAAACUUCUUAAAAAUGCAAGGAGACCAGAAGUUUUAGUAAAAGAGAUAAAGACGAUGAUUGAUGUAUCAUUAUGGACACCCAUCCAAGAUGUAAGUGUGUACCAGUUCCCCCUGGAUCUUAUCUCAGAGGUCGUCCAACAGGCCUCCAAGUGGCAUUGUAUUCAACCUCUGUGUUUACCUUCACAGGCCUCCAAGUGGCAUGGUGUUCAACAUCUCUGUUUACCUUCACAGACCUCCAAGUGGCAUGGUAUUCAACAUCUCUGUUUACCUUCACAAGCCUCCAAGUGGCAUGGUAUUCAACAUCUCUGUUUACCUUCACAGGCCUGCAAGUGGCAUGGUAUUCAACAUCUCUGUUUACCUUCACACGCCUCCAAGUGGCAUGGUAUUCAACAUCUCUGUUUACCUUCACACGCCUCCAAGUGGCAUGGUAUUCAACCUCUGUGUUUACCUUCACAGGCCUCCGAGCACAGGCCUGCAAGUGGCACGGUAUUCAACAUCUCUGUUUACCUUCACACGCCUCCAAGUGGCAUGGUAUUCAACAUCUCUGUUUACCUUCACACGCCUCCAAGUGGCACAGUAUUCAACAUCUCUGUUUACCUUCACAGGCUUCCAAGUGGCAUGGUAUUCAACCUCUCUGUUUACCUUCACAGGCCUCCAAGUGGCAUGGUGUUCAACAUCUCUAUUUACCUUCACAGGCCUCCAAGUGGCAUGGUAUUCAACAUCUCUGUUUACCUUCACAGGCCUCCAAGUGGCAUGGUAUUCAACAUCUCUGUUUACCUUCACAGGCCUCCAAGUGGCAUGGUGUUCAACAUCUCUGUUUACCUUCACAGGCCUCCAAGUGGCAUGGUAUUCAACAUCUCUGUUUACCUUCACAGGCCUCCAAGUGGCAUGUGUGCGUGUGUUUUCUAUUUCCAGCAUUGCAAAAACAGCCCAAGAUCAACAUUAGUCAUAGAAUUAUUUACACCAGUAGUGCAAAGAAUCUUGAAGCAUAAUAUGGACUUUGGUAAAUACCCUCACAUGAGAACAUUUGUACAAGAUUACAUUCAAGCCUUAAAUUCCCAGAAUGAUAGAGCCAGAGUCGUACAGAACUUUGUUAAAAGUAUGCAUGGUCCCGCCAGUGUUUGUCCUCAUCCCCGUGUCUUACCCAAUCUUGUGGCUGUCUGCCUAGCAGCCAUUUAUUCCUGCUAUGAGGAGAGAAAAAACGUACUGCAGGGAAUUAUUAAUGAGGUGUCAACAGAUGAGCCUAUGUGGGAAGAACGGUUGCUGUGUUAUAUCUCCAUGUUAGAAUCAAUGGCUGUGUUUGAUGACUGGCGCUAUGUUCUGGGCAGCCUUCUUCAACCUAUCCCAUUCCCUGAUGAUGCAAUUGCCCAUGAAACAUUUACUUCCAAAAUGAAGGUGGUCAUCAAGCAGUUGGCAGCAGACUCUAAAUGUGACAUCCACCAAACUGUGUUGGGUAUCCGUGAGGGCAAGGAGGGCUGGUUCCACCUGUACUGCCCCGGGGGGAUAGCUUGUGAUGACGAGGGAGAGCUGUGGGGAGUCAUGCUGAAAACAUUGAUUCGAUGUUGCUGCAAACGCAAAAAAUUCCUCCAGGGAUUGAACAAGAUGCUUGGGCCUGUUAUGUUGCUGGCAUUGAGGGAAAAUGAAGCAGCUAUGGAAGUUCUCUGUGCUAUGUUGGAACUGGAGGUUAUUGACAGCAAUGAUUGUAAGAUGCAGAUGGUGACUACACUACAGAGUACAUCUCAGGGGAAGAAGAUGUAUGCAGCUCUAUGUGAGCGACAGAUAGCCUUGAGAGAAUUGCAGCAAAAAGGCGGACCUAAGAAGUUAACUUUGCCCUCAAAGUCAACCGAUGCUGACCUGGCCAAGAUGCUGAGUUCAGGUUCCUUUGGUAACCUUGAGUGUUUAAGUCUAGCCUUCACACAAGUGACCAGUAACUGUGCCCAGGAGCUGAUCAAGCUGCCCUCUCUACGUUAUCUUAACCUCUGGUCAACACAGUUUGGAGACCAGGGUUUGCACCUAAUCUCUGAACACCUUCAGAAACUACAGGUGUUAAAUCUGUGCGAGACACCGGUCACAGACAAGGGCCUCACCAGCCUGGCAGCUCUGAAGAAUCUAAGGAAGCUGAAUUUGAACAGUACACAUCUGUCUGCCUUGACUUUUGAAGGCCUCAAGGAGAAGCUACCAGCACUACAGGAGUGUGAUGUGAGGUAUACGGAUGCCUGGUGAGGAAUUAAAGCUGCUACCACUAACUACCCACAAACUGCAUGGGGGGGUGGGGAUUCUGAGACGACAAUGCGGGUCACAGGAGGAGAUCUGACCUUGACAUUUAUCGACCAUGUUUGGACAAGUGCCUGACGUCCGCUGUGCUCAUAAGAACAACAAGGAGGGAGAA